UUCUCUCAAAGGCUCGGGUUCCGCCGGAUCGGGCUCGGCGUCUGGAAAUAUUCCCAACACAGUUGCUACUAGCGGGAGCGGUGUCCUUGCGCAAAAUGCUGCAGCUGCGCAACCAACAUCAGGUUCAGGCGGAGGAGUUGCUACUUCCAGUACCUCCUCUACAUCAAACCAGCAUAACAAAACCGCCCCACCCCUCCCCAUCUCCGAGUACCCGCCCUGGCGGCUGCACAUCGAACGACAGUUGGAAUUCCGGAGCAUGAAGCUCAUCGCGCAACCAGAAUUUUCGGAGCUCAUCCAGCACUACCAAGCGACAAUCCUCAACUCCGCAAAUCUCACAUCCAAUUCCGGCCGGAUCUCCCGGCCGUUUUCCCCGGAUCCGAGGGUUUUUUCUAGCCAGCACCAACAGCUUGCCUCGGCAGCCCGGACUUUAUCCGGCGAAACGACCAACACAGCGAUCUCGAGUUCCCCGUCCCCGACCCUUCCGCAAGGGGGCGGAGGGAGUGGGAAUAACUUACUCGUGCCCCCGCAUCUCCACCAACCCGUGCCGUACCAACCAGGUGCAGUUGUUGGUCCGCUGCAAAACAGCGGUGGUGCUGCACAAUUAGGAAUCGUAAAUCAAGUGCAAUUCUCCAACACCGCAGUGACGGUGUCUCCCAACGGGGACCAGAUGCAGUCCCCAGUAGCGGACAUGCUGGCCGACCACGAACAGAUGCAAUUGCUGAAACAACUAGACGCGUUGCAGGUGGAGAAGCACCACGCGCAGGCGAUGCAUUUUGAAAGCGAAGACCGGGUGCGCGAGUUGGAGGAAAACCUAGAAAAUUGCCUGAGCCGCAUGUACCGGGCGGAGGAAGAAGCGAAGAGAAUGCGGAAAGAGGUCCAGGUGGCGAGGAAUCAAGCGGCCUCGUCCAGUGCAGCCCUUCAUAAUUAUGCCGCGUCGUCAACUAGUGCAAGUGCACAGCCGUCUCCAGUGGAACAGAUACAAAACGACAGUAAUACAACCAGCAAAGAGAUGCAGAGACUCGCAGACAAGAUGGAGCGACUCCUAAAGGAGAACGAACAGUUGCGAGCGAAUCUCCGGGCGAAGGAAGAUCUACACGACGCGCGGAGGCACGAGCUGCAGCUGUUAGACCACAUCGACAGGCGAUUGUUUCCGGAACAAGCGAAGACACCCGGUGGGGAGUCCACCACGACCUCGGGGGCACCAGGGUUGUCAACUUCCGCGCAGCUGGUGCCCGGCGGGAACGGUGCCAGUAAGAGUGGUUUACAUGUUGGAACUGGAAGUACUUCACUCGAGACGACAAUAGGCGGGACCGGGGCGAGCUACAAAGGUACCAGUACCACCGCAAAACAAGGCGAGUUUUCCACUACAUCGGUGCAGCGCCCUCCAGAGGGACAAGCCGCGGCUCCUCGAGGAAGUAUAAGUAGCAAAUCGGGUGUAGAACAACCCGCUUCGAUCGGCGGUUCCUCGUUGCCGUCUAGUGUAGUGCCGUCUCCUCUGGAGCCACUGCAACCACCGUCAAAUAACCCGGGAGCAGCGAGCCUGCAGCAGCAAGGUCCCCCUGCUACCACAGCUACUGACUACAUGGCAGUAGCUUACAACAACUCCCACUCCACUCCCCCAGAGCGGGUGAAACGGCAGAAGAGACUCGUGACGCCAGACAAGGAGUUGACGUGUUUUACCUGCUCUAUCCUGUGCAAAAGUAUCGUACUCGUACUAAUUGCAUUUAUGCAUUAUACAAAUCUAGUUCCUAAGGCAAAUCCGCAUUGCAAAUUCAAUUUGUAAUGCUGAGCCAAUUUGUAUUGCAAUUUAUACUAGUACGUUACUUUUGCACUUCAUAUGCUCCGUGACGGAACAGGACGCUUUUUUCGUGAUCGGAACCGACUCGGGGCAUGUUUUACUGCUCGACGCGGAGAGCGCGAAACUGCUGGCGACGCUGGAUGUGAAUGCGGUAGUACAAGAACAGCGAAUCAGGAGCGAUGAUCCUGGAGUUGUAGACAGCCCCGCAAAAAUUUCGUACGCCACCUUCUCCCCGGACCGCAGUUUGUUAGCCGUGGCGCUCGAGACUAGCGGGGAAAAUGAAUUAUCAGCGCCAACAGCUGCACUUGUUGUGCUUUUCGAGUUCCGCGAGCCGGAAGAGAAUAUCUUCGAGUUCCCGUUUCUCUGCAGCUACAAACUUACUCCAGAACCAAGCCACGACGAGGUCGUGGAACUCAAAUUCCUCGCGGAGCAACACAAUGUCAGUGCCAAUGCAGCCACUACACCUGGUAUAGGUAUUGCCCAUAACGGGACCAGCCGCUCCUCCUGGCUGCUACUUGCCGUGCAGACGCGGGAGCGCGGCGGGAUGGGUGGCAAUAAACCGCUCGGACGGUCGACGACAACGUUCUUGCAGAUCAACAACCGAGAGGAAACCAGUGGUGGUAAAACGAUCCCGAUAAUUGCGCAAGUGGCGAUGAAGGUUCUACUCCAGCAGAAAGGAGCUGGCCAAGGUCAGAUUGAAACUGACGAAGACGAAUCGUACGGCUUCACCGCAUGCGACGCAGCACACGACUUCGUUCCAGGCACGACUCCUGAUAGUACCUCAUCAGCCUCUCCUUCCUACUUCUGCCUGGGUACGAAAAAGGGCGAUCUUCUACUCGCUUCGGAGCGCAAUAUCGAGCGGCGUGGUGGAGCACCCGCUGAGGAAACGACUCUUCUGCAAAACCCUGCGGUAUACCGCAGCGUCUUUGGUGCUGGAGAGGGAGUACAGCAGGCGAGUGUGGAAGCAAUCCGGCUCUUCAACAACAGCAGUCCGCACCUGGGGCACACGUCGAGUAGCGGAAGUGGGAGUCCAGCUAACGCGCUGCGGACAAAUAGCCGACUACAAGAAACGUUGUUUAUCGCAGUCUCCGACGGGAGAGAGAAGCUACGGCUGCUUCGUGCGUCUGUUGCAGUUCAGCACCAUGUUUCCGCUGUCCCCGCCGCGACAAGUGGUUCAUCAGGUUCAACAUACGGGGUGACUGCCGCUUUCCAAGUUCUCUGGGAGUGGAGUUCGCAGCAGCGUCUGCGGGGACCUGCAUUGACACCUCCGCGCUGCUCUUCCUUGCUGGCCUUCUCAAGUUGCGGUCAGUUUCUGGUGUUUCUCGCGUCGUCUGAAUCAAGCAGCGUAGUCGUAGGAGAGCGAGAGCCGCAAGCAGAAGAGACCACGGGUACUAAACUGGCAAGCAUCGGCAAUAUUCUGUACACGAUGGAGGUAUCUUCCGGCCUGAAACUUGUGACGCAGGUUCCCGAUGUCGAGGCACCAGUCGGGUUGGACUGGAAUUUGUCUGUGAUGGUGUCGUGCCAAGACAAGGGGUUGCUGCGGCUGUGGGAUAGGAAGGAAGGUUGAGAUGAAGAACGUGCGCGCUCUGAUGUUGUGCUGUUCCUGAAAACCUGGCGCUCAACGUUUUUGCAACCUUUUGCAUUCAACUUACGCCUGCUUUACAUCUCUGCCUUUUCAGUCCAAAAUGCUUCAACUUGUUCCAGGAGUAGAACUAGAGUGAUCUACUUCUCAACAACGUACUAACUUGCUUUUGUCCUCGUACAAGACCCACAACACUUCGUCCGUUUUGUCGUCGUACAUCUAAAGCCGGUAACGUGAAGACACUACGUACCUCGUGUUGACGAAUCGUACAUGACGGAGACGAAAACGUUCAAAAUGAGAAAUUGCAUUUGCAACGUCGCCUACAAUGAAGAAUGACAACGAAAUGUUUAUCGCAGGAACGAAUUCACGUCAACCGCGACCCCUCU
This is a messenger RNA of Amoebophrya sp. A120, 3766 nucleotides long. NCBI's taxonomy places the organism in Eukaryota, Dinophyceae, Syndiniales, Amoebophryaceae. The record is from the annotation of a GenBank genome assembly.